Messenger RNA from Cricetulus griseus (Chinese hamster), 2352 nucleotides. NCBI's taxonomy places the organism in Eukaryota, Metazoa, Chordata, Mammalia, Rodentia, Cricetidae. The record is from RefSeq and is a predicted model, not a curated record.
AUGAGGUGGCAGCGCAGCUCUCAGUUUAGAGGGCUUUGGCCGGAGGCCGCCCCAUGGGCAGUCCUGCUGGCUCUAGGCGUGCCCGGGUGGGUACUGGCUGUCUCAGCCACCGUGGCCGCUGUGGUCCCGGAACAGCAUGCCUCCUCGGCUGCCCAGGCUCCCCUGGACUGGCUGCUCACAGACCGAGGCCCCUUCCACCGUGCCCAGGAGUAUGCUGAUUUCAUGGAGCGUUAUCGCCAAGGGUUCACCACCAGGUAUAGGAUCUACAGGGAGUUUGCUCGAUGGAAAGUGAACAACUUGGCCCUAGAAAGGAAAGACUUCUUCAGUUUGCCUCUGCCUCUCGCCCCAGAGUUUGUCCGAAACAUCCGCCUCCUCGGAAGGAGACCCAACCUGCAACAGGUUACUGAAAACCUCAUCAAAAAGUACGGCACUCAUUUCUUACUUUCUGCCACUCUUGGAGGAGAAGAAUCCCUGACCAUUUUUGUGGACAAGAGGAAACUGAGCAGAAAGGCAGAAACAUCAGGAGGUGCCCCUGUAGUUGGGGGCAGUGGGAACAGCUCUGCUGUGUCCCUGGAAACCCUGCACCAGCUGGCAGCUUCCUAUUUCAUUGACAGAGAGAGCACACUCCGCCGACUGCACCACAUCCAGAUAGCCACAGGGGCGAUUAAGGUCACAGAGACCAGGACUGGUCCACUGGGCUGCAGCAACUAUGACAAUCUGGACUCAGUCAGCUCUGUCCUGGUUCAGAGUCCAGAGAACAAAGUACAGUUACUGGGUCUGCAAGUGCUGCUUCCUGAACACCUGCGUGAGCGUUUUGUGGCUGCAGCACUUAGCUACAUCACAUGCAGCUCCGAGGGUGAGCUUGUAUGCAGGGAGAAUGACUGCUGGUGCAAGUGCGGUCCCACUUUCCCAGAAUGCAACUGUCCCGAUGCUGACAUCCAGGCCAUGGAAGACAGCUUGCUGCAGAUCCAAGACUCCUGGGCCACUUACAACAGGCAGUUUGAAGAGUCAGAAGAGUUCCAGGCCCUGCUGAAGCGGCUGCCCAGUGACCGAUUCCUGAACUCCACAGCCAUCUCCCAGUACUGGACCAUGGACACUAACGUCCAGCACCGCUACCAGCAGCUGGGAGCCAGCCUGAAAGUCCUGCUAAAGAAGAUGCAGCGGAUCGUCCGCCGCCUCUUCAAUCUCUGCAAGCGCUGCCACCGGCAGCCUCGCUUCCGCCUGCCCAAAGAGAGAUCCCUGUCUUUCUGGUGGAACCGAAUCCAAUCCCUUCUCUACUGUGGAGAAAGCACCCUCCCUGGGACCUUCCUGGAACAGAGCCACAGCUGCACCUGUCCCUAUGACCAAUCUUCCUGCCAGGGCCCCAUCCCAUGUGCCUUGGGCGAAGGGUCUGCAUGUGCCCACUGUGCUUCAGACAAUAGUACUCGCUGUGGGAGCUGUAACCCUGGUUAUGUGCUGGCCCAGGGAUUGUGCCGGCCAGAGGUAGCUGAGUCCCUGGAGAAUUUUCUGGGGCUGGAGACAGACCUGCAGGACUUGGAGCUGAAGUACCUGCUGCAGAAGCGAGACAGCCGCAUUGAGGUGCACUCUAUCUUCAUCAGCAACGACAUGCGUCUGGGCAGCUGGUUUGAUCCUUCCUGGAGGAAGCGGAUGCUGCUCACUCUGAAGAGCAACAAGUACAAGCCUGGGCUGGUGCAUGUGAUGUUGGCCUUGUCCUUGCAGAUCUGCCUCACUAAGAACAGCACCCUGGAGCCUGUCAUGGCCAUCUACGUCAACCCCUUCGGGGGCAGCCACUCUGAGAGCUGGUUCAUGCCUGUAAAUGAGGGCAAUUUUCCUGACUGGGAAAGGACUAACGUGGAUGCAGCUGCCCAGUGCCAAAACUGGACUAUCACUUUGGGGAACAGGUGGAAGACUUUUUUUGAGACAGUCCAUGUUUACUUAAGGAGCCGAAUCAAGUCCCUGGAUGACAGCUCCAAUGAGACAAUCUACUAUGAGCCCCUGGAGAUGACUGAUCCCUCCAAGAAUUUGGGCUACAUGAAAAUCAACACCUUGCAGGUCUUUGGCUACAGUCUGCCCUUUGAUCCGGAUGCUAUCCGAGACUUAAUUCUCCAGCUGGACUACCCAUAUACUCAAGGUUCCCAGGACUCGGCACUCCUACAACUCAUUGAGCUCAGAGACCGGGUGAACCAACUCUCUCCACCUGGCAAAGUCCGGCUUGACCUUUUCUCCUGCUUGCUCAGACAUAGGCUCAAGCUGGCCAACAAUGAGGUGGGCAGGAUCCAAUCUUCCCUGAGAGCCUUCAAUUCCAAGCUGCCAAAUCCUGUGGAGUAUGAGACAGGCAAACUCUGUAGCUAA